AGCCAAUGGAUUGGUUAGCUAGACAAGGUUGACUUUGGGUCAACCCUCUCACUGGACUUUUAUCUGAGGCUCUUCUUGUCGUGACCACACAAGCUCUUUUUUGCUUCACAGAAGGUAAAUUCUUGUCUGCUUGUUUUGCUUUGAUCCGUCGUUUAUACUUUGUUGUGGUGAGUGGAAUUUGCUUCAAAAUAAAUCCUGAAAUUAUUACGAGAUUCUGAACCAGUUCCAUUUGAUAUAAUAUAAUAAUAUAAACAAUACCUGAAUCUUUAAGUCAAUACUUACUACAGGUUUGUUAUCUAAACAAGUUCUUCUCUGUUUUAGUAAAUGUUUCUUCUGUCUCAGUCUCACUAGAACGAUCUGUCCAUGAAAUUUUCUCGUAAAGGGUUAUUAUGGCUGAAGGAGUUGUGUUGUUUGGAGUUCAUAAGCUUUGGGAGCUUCUGAAUCGAGAAUCUGCGCGAUUGAAUGGAAUUGGUGAACAAGUUGAUGGACUAAAGCGUCAGCUGGGAAGGUUACAGUCAUUGCUGAAAGAUGCCGAUGCCAAGAAACAUGAAAGUGAAAGGGUGAGAAACUUUCUGGAAGAUGUCAGGGACAUUGUUUAUGAUGCUGAGGAUAUAAUCGAAUCCUUUCUUCUGAACGAAUUUAGAACAAAAGAAAAAGGGAUCAAGAAGCAUGCGAGAAGACUUGCUUGCUUCUUAGUGGAUCGCCGGAAAUUUGCUUCAGAUAUCAAAGGCAUAACUUAGAAGAUUUCCGAGGUGAUUGGGGGAAUGAAGAGUUUAGGAAUACAAGAGAUUAUCGAUGGUGCUAGUUCGAUGUCGCUGCAAGAAAGACAAAGGGAGCAAAAGGAGAUCCGGCAAACGUUUGCUAACAGUUCUGAAAGCGACCUUGUGGGGGUGGAACAGAGUGUUGAAGCAUUGGCUGGUCACUUGGUGGAGAAUGAUAACAUUCAAGUGGUUUCUAUAUCUGGGAUGGGUGGUAUUGGUAAAACCACUCUCGCAAGACAAGUCUUUCAUCAUGACAUGGUACAACGCCAUUUUGAUGGAUUCGCAUGGGUCUUUGUUUCGCAACAGUUUACGCAGAAGCAUGUUUGGCAGAGGAUCUGGCAAGAACUUCAACCACAAAAUGGGGACAUUUCACAUAUGGACGAGCAUAUACUCCAGGGUAAACUCUUUAAAUUGUUAGAAACCGGUAGAUAUUUGGUUGUUCUUGAUGACGUAUGGAAAGAAGAAGACUGGGACCGAAUUAAAGCAGUGUUUCCGCGGAAAAGAGGUGAGCUCUUAUGGUCCAUACUUAAGGCACUUAUUGUUUAAAUUUUACUAGUGACUGGGGAAAGAGAGAUAUGAAAGCAAGCAAGACGCACACACACACUGGUCGCAAAUGCCUUUUGUUCUCUAAGAUGUAACUGGAAAUGUUUUCCAGGUUGGAAGAUGCUUCUCACUUCUCGCAAUGAAGGUGUUGGAAUACAUGCAGAUCCAAAAAGUUUUGGCUUUAAAACAAGAAUCCUUACUCCUGAAGAAAGUUGGAAGCUAUGUGAGAAGAUAGUGUUUCAUAGGAGAGACGAAACUGGUACACUUUCAGAAGUAAGGGUUGAUGAAGAUAUGGAAGCCAUGGGAAAGGAAAUGGUCACGUGUUGUGGAGGACUACCAUUGGCCGUUAAAGUUUUGGGAGGCUUAUUAGCUACGAAACAUACAGUUCCCGAGUGGAAAAGAGUAUAUGACAAUAUUGGACCCCAUCUCGCAGGAAGAUCUAGCUUAGAUGACAAUCUCAAUUCGAUUUAUCGAGUAUUGUCUCUGAGCUAUGAAAAUUUGCCAAUGUGUUUAAAGCAUUGCUUCCUUUACCUAGCCCAUUUUCCCGAAUAUUACGAAAUACAUGUGAAGAGAUUGUUCAAUUAUUUAGCGGCAGAAGGAAUAAUAACGUCAUCUGACGAUGGAACAACCAUCCAAGAUAAGGGAGAAGACUACCUAGAAGAGCUAGCGAGGAGAAAUAUGAUUACUAUCGACAAAAACUAUAUGUUUUUGAGAAAGAAACAUUGUCAAAUGCAUGACAUGAUGAGAGAAGUAUGUUUAUCAAAAGCCAAAGAGGAGAACUUCCUAGAAAUCUUCAAAGUCUCUACAGCCACCUCUGCCAUCAAUGCUCGAUCUCUUAGCAAAUCUCGCAGACUCUCCGUACAUGGUGGUAAUGCCCUUCCAAGUUUGGGACAAACAAUCAAUAAAAAAGUCAGAUCUCUUUUGUAUUUUGCUUUCGAGGAUGAGUUUUGUAUACUAGAGUCAACAACCCCAUGCUUCCGAAGUUUACCAUUGCUUAGGGUGUUGGAUCUUUCUCGGGUAAAGUUUGAAGGAGGGAAGUUACCUUCCAGCAUUGGAGAUCUCAUCCACUUGAGAUUCUUGAGCUUACACCGGGCAUGGAUAUCUCAUCUACCUUCUUCUCUGCGGAAUCUUAAGCUUCUGCUCUAUUUGAACUUGGGCUUCAAUGGGAUGGUUCAUGUGCCAAAUGUUUUGAAAGAGAUGCAAGAACUGAGGUACCUUCAGUUACCUAUGUCAAUGCAUGAUAAAACAAAGUUGGAAUUGAGUGACCUAGUGAACCUGGAGUCUUUGAUGAAUUUUUCAACAAAGUACGCUAGUGUGAUGGACCUCCUCCAUAUGACUAAGCUAAGGGAGCUCAGUCUAUUUAUUACUGACGGGUCUAGUGACACUCUAUCGUCAUCUCUUGGUCAAUUGAGAUCCCUGGAGGUGCUUCAUUUAUAUGAUAGGCAAGAACCUCGUGUAGCUUAUCAUGGGGGAGAAAUUGUUCUGAAUUGUAUUCACCUAAAGGAAUUAGAGUUGGCGAUACAUAUGCCAAGGUUUCCUGAUCAAUAUCUAUUCCAUCCCCACCUUUCACACAUAUAUCUAUGGUGUUGCAGCAUGGAGGAGGAUCCAAUCCCGAUUCUUGAAAGGCUGCUGCAUUUGAAGUCAGUUAUAUUAACAUUUGGUGCUUUCGUCGGAAGGAGAAUGGUGUGCUCAAAAGGCGGUUUUCCUCAAUUAUGUUUUUUAAAACUAGAAGAACUAGAGGAGUUGGAAGAGUGGAUAGUAGAAGAAGGGCGAUGCCACUUCUUCGUGCUUUGACUAUAUGUAAUUGCAGAAAGUUGAAGCUUCCGGGUGGGAUCAAUUACAUAACCUCCUUAAAGGAAUUGACAAUUGUAGGAAUGAAGUGGAAGGAGAAACUGGUACCGGGUGGAGAAGAUUACUACAAAGUCCAAAACAUUCCCAAUGUUCAAUUUAUCAACUGUGACGAAUAAGGAGAAUAACCAGUAGCAAGUAAAACAAUUUGAUAUUCUGUUUACUCUGUUUAUUUGCAGAUGAAACUCAGUAAGAAUCAUAACAAACAAUGUCUUCAAAUAUAAAAACACAUCACAAAACAAUACAACACUUAUUUUUUGCUCACUUGUGCACACCUCAAGCAUCACUUCAUUGUUUGAUUAAGUAUGGAUAUAAAUCAACGAACAAGAAAAACUGUAGCAUGAGUGAUCAGG
Molecule: messenger RNA, 3505 nt
Organism: Arabidopsis thaliana (thale cress)
Lineage: Eukaryota; Viridiplantae; Streptophyta; Magnoliopsida; Brassicales; Brassicaceae
Gene: LOV1
Product: NB-ARC domain-containing disease resistance protein
Exons: 2
Coding region: 1425-3098 (557 amino acids)
Biological process (GO): response to molecule of fungal origin; defense response
Molecular function (GO): ADP binding
Source: RefSeq, marked reviewed